AUCAAAAAUUCGUGUGUACUUGAUAUUCAUUUUCCUGACCAUAAAACAGCUGCUCUUUUAAUUCAUAAAGAGUAUACUAGCGUUAUUACUAAUAAAUUACUCAAACUUGGCAUUGAUCUUAAAGAUGAUUUUAACCCUUUGGACCCUUCCUUAAUAGAAUAUCCAAAAUUAGCUGAUUUAUCCAAUGCAGAUCGCGAAGCUAAAAUCCUAGAGGUGCAUCAUGGCUACUUAAUGAAAGCAUUAACUUUCAUCCACGCACCUGUUAAAUUUUCUGUAGCACGUUGUUUCUAUUUGAGAAAAAAAUUACACAGGAUGAGUAUGAUCAAAUCCACGCCACAUCCCAAACCCAAUCCCUGCCACCAUCCAAUCCUGAAGCAGCAGCAGUUGCUGCUUUACAACAAUUAG
Zychaea mexicana is the source of this 405-nucleotide messenger RNA. RefSeq lists its product as uncharacterized. The record is from RefSeq and is a predicted model, not a curated record. The annotation marks the transcript as partial. NCBI's taxonomy places the organism in Eukaryota, Fungi, Mucoromycota, Mucoromycetes, Mucorales, Lichtheimiaceae. The transcript has a single exon.